CGGCCGCGCGCGAAUUUCACGAUCCUCUCUCGUCGUAGUCGUCGUCGCACGACCACGCAGUGGUCGAGCUCUUCGCCGUGAUGAUCGCGCGAGAAACGCCCCCGCGCUCGUAAUCUAAUCCGAUAAAUCGUGGUCGCAGUUCGACGCGGCGACGCCUCGCCGUGAAUCCCGAGCGGCAGCUCGGCGGAUCGGUCUGCCGCGGAUCGCUGUUUCUCGACGCGAUUUCUCGGAGUUAAAUGGAUCGUUGGAAUUUUUUCGAGUUAAUGUGCUUUCAGCGGCGGUCUGUAGACUUCGGAAGUUGACCGAUCGAUGGAACGGAGCUCCACGGAGCUGGUAACAUUGACCUUGUAAAUACACGGCGCGGUGCGAUCCUCGACUAAUGGAUCUCCGAAUUUCGCGAACGAGGCGAAUUUGUUCCGCAAAUAAGCGAACUCUUACGAUUCUACGAUUAGACGGACGUUUCGAGUAACCAGCGGACUUCUCGAAGUUACCGGCCGUUUCCCCGGGAGAAACUUGAUCGUCGGUGCGGCGUUAGUUACUUUCGCAAUCCAUCGCUCGCCGUUUCGAUUAACAACGGAGCCAUAACGAGUGUUUAAUUAUCUGUUUAAUUAUCAACCACGUCAAAGUGCGCGGGGAAUGUAGUUUGUCCAUCGGCGAUACCGCUCGCUCAAUAUCAGUUGCCGCUCCGUCUCGCGAAGUAAUAUACCGAAGCCAGCAGUUAGCGAGGAACGAUUCGCUUUCUUAGCCGCUUCGGUUUCCCGAUAGCUACAUCGGGAUUCUCCUUCGGGAAGUUAUAAAAGUGCAGUGCGGACGAGAUACUGGAAAAAUGAGUAAAUCGAGUGCGCCGUGAUGAGAGCGGCCGCGUCGAUUGACACUCCUUCUACGUGACUUAAGGAGAACGUCGCGUGACUUGAGUGUAUUAAAGAGAAGAAAAGAGUGGAAACUGCAACGAUGCAAAAAUUCGGCACGCUCGUUAGUCGAUUUACGAAUCCGAUACGGGUGAAGUUUCGGUUUUGAGUGCGCGUUGAACUCGGCGCGACCAUUUGUGAACGCGAAAGAGCGACGUGCUGAUUAGAUAAGACUACCAUAACCAUCGAAUACAAUUAUUUAUCUCACGCGAUAAACGCGAGAAAAAUAUUGGCGAUAACGAUCAGUGGGUCGUCAAGGCGCGUUUAUUUCUUUUUUAUAGCAAAGAUGGUACCGUGCGUGUCUCAUUAAAAUUGUAUUUAGUUUGUAAAUAUAUUAAAGUAUUUAGACGCUGAUAAGAUACAUCGACGUGACGUCUUGUAUGUCAAGGUUCGACGGGAAGACAACGGUGCGUCGAAAAAAACUCGAUUGCCGAACAUAUGACUUUGACUUCUAUGAACAGAAAAAUUGAACAGAGCGAAAUCCGUAACUGGAUUUUCGACGACGUUUUCGAGAGAUUUGUACAAAUAUUCUUUAACUUCGAAGAUACAUACAGGGAGAACGGAGCUUAACGUUGAAGGUGCAAUUGGGGAAUAAAGUCGGCCGCAUAUGCACACGUGUAUUGCGGGAAUUGAAUUCGCGGUGGACGACGUCGCGCGCGAAUUUGUCAAAUCGCCGAGCUUUAAAGUACCAUUACGCCGACACGUAAUUUCGGUGCAGCCGGGCUUACGGGCUGAUGAAAACGAUCGCGGACGGGCCGUAAUUAAAGAAACAUCCUGCCAGCGAGUCGCUGGUAUAAAUACCCCUGCGGUCGCGCCCAGUGUCCGGUCUGCGGAGGGUGUGUCUUUCAUGUGCAGGCUAGUCGGUAACCACGACUCUGAGGGAACGCAUUCCGUGUUGUCCCUGGAGGAUGUUGUUAACUUCGGGCCGCGUUUUGCCGGCGAAGUAGGGGCAGUCGCGCGCGACACAUGUGAACGCGACACGUCUCUUGGCGAGAUAAAUCUUCCAGAUAACAAGCUUACGUGAAUACACGGAGGAUAAUUAGAUAUCGCAGAAUGACAUUGAAAUUAAUCAGUCGGUCGAUGAUACGCGCCGAUGAAGAGUUGUUUACAUUAUAAAUGCUUAUGAGUUUUAAGCGAUCGAGAAUGAGCAGCGCACGGAAUAGGUAGAUUAAACAAAGUUACGGUAAGCUUUGUUGCGAAAGCGCGAUCUCGCCCUCUUAAUGCGAUGCACGGAACGACACGCGAAAGUUUGGUAAUACCAUCCCUCGCAUAGACUUGCAAGCCACGACAGCCGAUCGCACGGGCCGUGUUGAUAACUUCGCGUCGAAAGUCUCGUGGUGACACUCGUGGGAAUCUAUGAGAAAUCUGUGUUGUGUUUGUGGAAUUGUCUGUGAGAUGGCACAAAACGGUGAGUAACAGCGCGACGCGUUAUCCAUUCGGUCGCAGUUGCUCGCGUGGAUCUUCUCUCGAUUCUUCCGCACUUGGCACGAUGAGCCUCUGGCGAUUUGGACCUUUCAAGGAUGCGAAAAAGCAAAAUGGCGCUGCCUUGCGGACGAAUAGUUUGGGCUCGGGCGCGAGAACGCCACCCUUGGAAAGAAAAAGCAAGUUCUCGGCCCUCGGUAGACUCUUCAAGCCUUGGAAAUGGAAGCGGAAAAAGAAAUCGGAUAAAUUCGAGGCCGCUUCGCUGUCGCUCGAGAGAAAGAUCUCGGUACGUGCCAGUAGAGACGAGUUGGUGCAGAAGGGAAUACUGCUGCCCGUGAUACGGUCGACGUCGUUUCCCGAAAAUGAAACGAUGAGCGAGCCGGCGGACGCGCAAAAACCGCCUACGCCGCAGCAAACGCCACAGCAACAGCAGCAGCAGCAACAAUCGCAGCAGCAACAGCAGCAACAACAAUCGCAACAGCAGCAACUGUCCGGCGGCGUGGGUGGCACCGGGGGUGAAGGCACCCCCGCGGCAACCCCCACGUCCGGCGGUAACGUGCAGCAAUCCCAGCAAUCCCAGCAAGUACCGUCGGCCACGCCGACCCCGACGACUGCCAACCCGCAUUCUGCAGGACCGCCCAGCAAUCAACCGUCGCCCCAUCCCUCGCCGCUUUACCCCGGGAUACCGCAGGCCGGGCAGCCCAACGGCAGCACGCAAGAGCCGAAGAAGGAUAAGACCGAACAGAGCGCGAAUGGCGCGAUAUCGCCAAGCGGCGGCGGCGGCGGCGAGCCGCAGGCCGCCAAUCUGGGCACGACCGGCUCGGCGCCGGUCUCGGGCUCGGUCCCGGAUGCCGGGGACCAGCAAAAGCCGAACAGGCCGAAUACCCUCGAGGCCAGGGUGGUAGCCAGGAGGCUGAUCUUGUUCGACAUGGAGAAGGGGGUGCUGGAUCAGAGCGCCGACAAUCAGCAGGUGAUCGAGAGGUGUUACCCGUUACCGCCUCAGAAUACCCUGAUGCUGUCGGAACUACCAGAACCGCCGAUCCCGUUGAGCGAAAUCGGCCCGAUUCCGCCCCCGCCGAUGUUCAGCUCACCGAGUCCCACUUUGCUGGCGAGACAACGGCAAAUUCCGCUCUCGGACUGCGAGGACGAGGAUGAGGAAGACGUCGACGUGGAGGAGGAGGACGACAACAUGUACGUCUUCAGGGUGUCCCAGCCGGAUCCGGCGAUCGACACGUCGCGUGUCGAGGAGAUCCCGGCGAAGGAGCCCAAGUUCCACGCCGUGCCCCUGAAGAGCGUCCUGAAGAAGCGGGGCUCCGGCAGCGGGCCCGGCACUCCGCAGAACACGCCGACGCAGGAGAACAGGCCGCUGACGCUUCGCCAAGAGCUCCAAGCCUCGUUCAAAAGGCCACCGUUGAGGCCUAGGAUGAGAAUAUGCAGUCGACCGGUCCGGUUCGGCCUCGCCCUGCCGUGCACGCUCGAGAACAAGGAGAACGCGAGGCCGUACGUCAUCCGGGAGGACGCGGACGGCGAUUCCGGGGACGGGCAGGUUCUCUACAGGGAGGACUACGACGACGAGAAGAGACCGGCGCGUUGUCAGCAGCGUUUACCUUUGUUCUCCGAUCGCUCGUCAGCUUCGAGAGCCACUCGAACGUUGGAUAUUAUCAAUAUUAGAAAUGAAGUUAAAGAGAGGAUCGACCCGGACAGACCUUCACGAUUGUCACGACGUGAGACAAUCGGUGACGGCAAACUUUGCCGUUUGGCAGCCAAGAUCGCGCGCAAGGAAUCGCUGUCGCUGAAGCUCGCCCUCAGGCCAGACAGACAGGAGCUCAUCAACAGGAACAUCCUUCAGCUGCAGACGGACAAUGAGAGGCAGGAGACGAAGGAGGCCAUCGGUGCCAAGCUCAUCAGGCGGUUGAGCAUGCGGCCGACCCAGGAGGAGCUCGAAGAGAGAAACAUUCUGAAAAAGCAAAGCCCCGCCGAGGAGAAGAAGCAGAAGGAAGAGAAGAAACGCUACCUCCUACGGAAGCUCAGUUUCCGACCGACUGUCGAAGAGCUCAAGGAAAAGAAGAUUAUCAGGUUCAACGACUAUAUCGAGGUAACGCAGGCUCACGAUUACGAUAGACGAGCCGACAAGCCCUGGACACGGUUAACUCCGAAGGACAAGGCCGCCAUUAGGAAAGAGCUGAACGAGUUCAAGAGUUCGGAGAUGGCCGUUCACGAGGACAGCCGACACCUCACCAGGUUCCAUAGGCCAUGACAAUUGCAAUGUGUUGAGGUGCUACAGUGCGGUGCGGGUAUCGGUGAAGGUGCAGUGUGGUGGCCUCGCGUUGAGGCUGGCUAAAAAGUUGAAGAAG
Dinoponera quadriceps is the source of this 4684-nucleotide messenger RNA. RefSeq names its product phosphatase and actin regulator 3. The transcript is spliced from 16 exons. Bases 2398 to 4587 code for a protein of 729 amino acids. Gene Ontology annotation, biological process: actin cytoskeleton organization. NCBI's taxonomy places the organism in Eukaryota, Metazoa, Arthropoda, Insecta, Hymenoptera, Formicidae. The record is from RefSeq and is a predicted model, not a curated record. Gene Ontology annotation, molecular function: actin binding.